Messenger RNA from Colletotrichum aenigma, 888 nucleotides. Its product is annotated as putative sterigmatocystin biosynthesis peroxidase stcC. Lineage: Eukaryota; Fungi; Ascomycota; Sordariomycetes; Glomerellales; Glomerellaceae. Bases 1 to 888 code for a protein of 295 amino acids. The transcript is spliced from 3 exons. Gene Ontology annotation, molecular function: peroxidase activity. The record is from RefSeq and is a predicted model, not a curated record.
AUGCAUAUUCCUUCCAUGAUCAUCGUUGGCCUGGCCCCUUUGGCCUAUAGCUUCCCUCACUUUGCCAACUCUGGCGUUGGACACUCAAUCCGGCCGCCAGCGAUCAAGUCUGGAAACGGAACCGGACGUCUGACGCCAAAUCACUUCUUCUGGAAAGCUCCGGGACCUGGCGAUCAGCGUUCCCCAUGCCCGACGAUGAACACCCUCGCAAACCAUGGCUUCGUUCCCCACGACGGCCGAAACAUUACGCUCGACAAGCUCACAAAGGGGGUCAAGGAUGCAUUGAACGUGGCCGAAUCCCGGGCUCUCAACAUCUUUGAGACUGCUCUUGUAGUCAACCCCGUUCCCAACGCCACGGUAAGAGAAGCAUCUGCAUCGCUCCGAGAGGGCGGGCUGACCAAGGCCGCAACAGUUCUCGACCUCGAGAUGCUCCAUGUCCACAAUGUCAUCGAACAUGACGGCAGUCUCUCCCGCCGCGAUGCCGUCUUCGACCCCACCAACUCCUUUGACAAGGGGACCUUUGACAACUUUGUGAGCUAUUUUGGAGACGAGCAGGCCAUCAACACGUCAAUCAUGGCCAACGCUCGUGCCAGACAUGCCCUUGACAUGAGCGAGAUCAACCCAGGCUUCUCUAUCACCCAAGAACAGAUUCCGGUCAUCGUCGGCGAGAACGCCUUCAUGCUGGCCAUUUUUGGCCAUCCGGAAAACCCGGUAGCGAAUAGGUCAUUCAUGGAGUACUUCUUUAGGAACGAGCGGUUGCCAGUUGAGCUUGGCUGGACUCCGAGCGACACUCCGAUUGACACCACGCUGGGCCAGUUCGUGCAGGAUAUUAUUGCUCAGAGUCCUCCCGAUGUGCCCCUCACAUUUACCCCGCAGUCGUCUGUUUGA